CUCCCUUUUAAGGAUUGGCACCUUUGGGGAGCGGGGGGAAGCGGGUACCCGAAUUUGACAGGUACCCGCUCCCACUUACGGUCCGAUUGCCUAGGCGAUUGGAAGCGGAAGGUGUCCUCCCUCCCUCCCUGUAGUCUUUUGGGACACGUGACAGGUCCCAGAAUACUACAGGACCAUUCACGAAGCACGGCGCUACUCGCGCAUGCGCAGCAGGUACCCGGCUGUGAAGCCGCAAGCUAUCGCAGUGGGUGCCCACACUGAAGAUGCCGGCGCCCGGAACACAGGGCAGCCUGUGAAACUGG
Molecule: messenger RNA, 302 nt
Organism: Staurois parvus
Lineage: Eukaryota; Metazoa; Chordata; Amphibia; Anura; Ranidae
Source: the annotation of a GenBank genome assembly